Letharia columbiana is the source of this 1221-nucleotide messenger RNA. RefSeq lists its product as uncharacterized. The transcript is spliced from 3 exons. Lineage: Eukaryota; Fungi; Ascomycota; Lecanoromycetes; Lecanorales; Parmeliaceae. Gene Ontology annotation, molecular function: trans-2-enoyl-CoA reductase (NADPH) activity. Gene Ontology annotation, cellular component: mitochondrion. The record is from RefSeq and is a predicted model, not a curated record. The coding region runs from base 1 to 1221 and encodes 406 amino acids. Gene Ontology annotation, biological process: fatty acid metabolic process.
AUGCUGCAUAGCAAACUGCCUAAGAUCUCACUGCAGGGUGCGUUAUGCCGCUGCCACUCAGCCAGGGAACGGUGCAUUAUCACCGGAUGGCAUCUACACACCUCGGCCACUCAUCCACACCGUACUAUAUCCACAUAUGGUUAUACACAAGCGAAAUCCUUGGUCUACGCGAAACAUGGCAAUCCGAGUGAGGUGCUCAGUCUACACACGCAUAGCAUUGGACCCCCACAUUCUUCCCUUGUGACGCUACGGACGCUCUCGGCGCCCCUCAAUCCUGCGGACAUCAAUCAGAUACAAGGUACCUAUCCUACCGUGCCUCCCUUUACGAGCUCCCUCGGCACAACGCAACCGACUGCUGUGCCGGGCAACGAAGCCUGCUUUGAGGUGCUGGCGGCCGGCUCCGGGGUCAAGAACGUGCGGAAGGGGGAUUGGGUCAUUGCGAAGCAUACAGGGUUGGGGACUUGGAGGACGCAUCUGCAGGUUGAGGAGGAGAAGGUGAUGAGGGUGGAGAAGGAGGGGUUGAGGAGUGAGCAGGUGGGGACCGUUGGGGUAAACCCUGUCACUGCCUACCGCAUGCUCAAGGACUUCGUCAAGCUAGACGAGGGCGACUGGUGGAUCCAGAACGGUGCCAACAGCGGAGUUGGCCGAGCAGCCAUCCAGCUAGGAAAGAGGUGGGGCUAUAAGUCCAUCGCCGUCGUCCGCUCACGGCCGGGUGAAGAGGGAGAGAAGCUGAAGAAAGAGCUACAAGAUCUGGGCGCUACUGAAGUUGUCACAGAUGAAGAAAUGCAACAGAAAGGCUUCAAAGAUCAAGUUAAAGAUUGGACCAACAGCGGCCGCUCUCCCCUCAAACUCGCCCUCAACUGUGUCGGCGGCGACGCCGCGAUGGCAAUGGCCAAGCCCCUCUCCUCCGGCGCCUGUAUGGUGACCUACGGCGCCAUGUCCAAAUCACCCAUGCGGGUCGGAGCGGCCAUGCUGAUCUUCAAAGACCUACGCUUCUCUGGAUUCUGGGUGAGUAGGUGGAGUGAUGCGCAUCCGGAGGAGAAGAAGAGGACGGUGGAUGAGUUGUUGGAGAUCAUGAGGAGGGGGGAGUUUCAGGAUACGCCGAUGGUGGGGGUGGGGUGGGACUGGGGGACGGAGAGGGAGGUCCUCGUGGAUGCGGUACAAGGGACCUUGGAGGGAUAUAGGAAGGGAAAGGGGGUUUUUGUCUUUGGAGACACGUAA